AAAUUAAUCACGUCUGCAAUGAGUGUAACCUUAUCUGAGUUAUCAAUACCUUCCUUCACAGAAAUGGCGUCUUCCAUUUCUGAAAUCCAUCAAGCCCAUGCUCAGCUUCUCAAGACUGGUGAUUUCUACCGCAAUACCUUCGCUUCUAACAAGCUCAUUUCUUUCGCUGUUUCAAAUCCUGACCUCACCCUCUCUUACGCUCACUAUUUCUCUUACAAUUCCCUCCUCAGAGCUUAUGCUAAUAGCCUCACCCCUCAAAAUGUUCUCUUCCUCUUUUGCCAAAUGCUUCAAGGUCCUGUUUUUCCUGACAAAUACACUUUCACUUUUGCUUUGAAGGCCUGUGCUGGGUAUGGUGGGGUUGAAGAAGGCAGGCAGAUUCAUGGUCAGGCGUUGAAACUGGGGAUUGGGUUUGAUGUUUUUGUGGCAAAUACUUUGAUCAAUUUGUAUGGCAAAAGUGGGUGCUUUGGGGUUGCACGGAAUCUGCUCGAUAGAAUGACUAACAGGGAUGUCAUUUCCUGGAAUGCUUUGUUGAGUGCUUAUAUUGAAAAAGGAUCCAUAAGUUCGGCUCGUAGAUUCUUCGACGAAAUGGAGCAAAGGAAUGUAGAGUCAUGGAAUUUCAUGAUUUCAGGGUAUUUAAGUUAUGGGUUACUCGAAGAAGCUAAAAUUAUCUUUGAUACAAUGCCUGCCAAAGAUGUGGUGUCUUGGAAUGCAAUGAUUACGGGAUAUGCUCAUGCAAGUUGUUUUGGUGAAGUUUUGAAGUUUUUUGAAGAUAUGCAGCGCGAGGAAGUGAGGCCAGAUAGUUGCACAUUGGUCGAUGUGCUGUCUGCAUGUGCUCAUCUUGGAGCUUUGGGGCAAGGUGAAUGGAUUCAUGGUUAUAUUGAUAAGAAUGGGAUAGGCACCAAUGGUUUUAUAGCUACGGCUCUCGUUGACAUGUAUUCGAAAUGUGGGAACAUCAAAAGGGCUCUAAAUGUGUUUAGAAAUGCUUCAAAGAAGGAUAUUAGUACAUGUAAUUCCAUAAUUGUUGGUUUAGGGAUGCAUGGUUUUGGAGAAAAUGCAUUGGAUGCUUUCUUAGAGAUGCUUGUGGAAGGUUUUGAACCAAAUGGGGUGACCUUCAUUGCUGUUCUAUCUGCUUGUAGUCGUUCAGGGUUGUUAAACGAGGGACAUAAGAUGUUCCAACUCAUGGUCGAUGAUUAUGGAAUUGAACCAACUAUUGAGCACUAUGGUUGCAUGGUCGAUCUCCUUGGUCGGUUCGGGUUAUUAGAAGAGGCUUUGGAGCUUGUGGAAACAAGGUCAUUGCAAGAAGCUCAUGUGCUAUGGGAGUCCUUAUUGAGUGCCUGCAAAAACCAUGGUAAUCUGGAAAUGGCAGAGGAUGUUGCUAGGAAGCUCUUAGAGUUUAAUCCGCAAGAUAGUACCUGCUAUGUUCAGUUAUCAAAUGCACAUGCAGCAUUGAAAAGAUGGGAUGAUGUUUCGAAUGUUCGGCUAAAGAUGAAGGCCCUGAAAAUAAAUAAGGAGCCUGGAUGUAGCAUGAUUGAAGUAAAUGGCGUUGUUCACGAGUUCUUAGUUGGUGAAGGUUUGAUUAGUGAACAAAUUUGACAGAAAUUGACGUUUGCAGUUCCGAAAUAGAUGUUGAGGCCAGUCGAAAGAAAUUACAGAUUCAUGAAAUGUAAUCCAUUCUACUGGAAAGUAGGAAUGAAGUUGCCGGUUGUAUGAUAGGGUUUCAUGGGGAAUCUUCA
This is a messenger RNA of Hibiscus syriacus, 1733 nucleotides long. RefSeq names its product pentatricopeptide repeat-containing protein At4g18840-like. Gene Ontology annotation, biological process: RNA modification. The record is from RefSeq and is a predicted model, not a curated record. Gene Ontology annotation, molecular function: RNA binding; protein binding. NCBI's taxonomy places the organism in Eukaryota, Viridiplantae, Streptophyta, Magnoliopsida, Malvales, Malvaceae.